Suillus discolor is the source of this 483-nucleotide messenger RNA. RefSeq lists its product as uncharacterized. NCBI's taxonomy places the organism in Eukaryota, Fungi, Basidiomycota, Agaricomycetes, Boletales, Suillaceae. The transcript has 2 exons. The record is from RefSeq and is a predicted model, not a curated record. Bases 1 to 483 code for a protein of 160 amino acids.
AUGGCCCCGCACAUCCAUAUUCCCUCCUGCAAGUCUACUGCAGGGAGAGCUAACACACAUACUAGCACACAUACAAAUGCAGAGAAAGCACUUGAUGUGUUCACCGGCAGCUACGACACUGUCAGAGUUUGGCCAGACAUCCAGAUUCAUCCCGCAGACAUUGCGCGCUUUGUGCAAGUUGGAUUCGACGACCAGAUCAACUCCUUUGCGACCCGCUCGGGCUUUCAGCCCACCGUUAUUCAAGACAUCUACAAAAAUGUGAGUAGCUACAAAGACACGCAGAAGGUGGUGAGGGCCAUGCACAUUGCUGCCAUGGAGUCAGCUAAAGUCGAGAUCCAACAACUGAGGAAUCAGAGGCUGCCAGAGAGGGCCAAGGCCGAGAUGGAACCCAAAGAGGAAGAAGAUUCAGACUCGGAGGACUUGUACGAGAGGCCAGAGAAGGCCAAGGCCAAGACAGAACCCAAAGAGGAAGAAAACGAUUGA